AUGGGAAAAAACAAAAGCUGCGAUCCCUCUACAAGGAAGACGAUCCUCAAGUUUUAUGGCAAUGGUUGGUCAUAUAGGAAGAUUGCAGAUCAUUUAGGAUGCUCUAAAGAUAUGGUUAUGAAUGCUAUCCGGCAUCUUAAGAACUUUAAUACUACUGAAAAUGUGCCCAGGAAGACUAGACCUAGAAAAACAACCCCACGAGAAGACUCAAGAAUAGUGUUGUUGGCAAAAAGGGAACCGUUUAACGGAUCAGAACUGAUUCGCUCAGAAAUAUUUGGUGAGGAAAGAUUGAGAGGAGUGUCUGCAAGAACGAUAAGAAGGCGAUUGUGUGAAGCAAACUUAUUCGGAAGAAUAUCUCGUAAGGUGCCACUAUUAAAGAAGGAAAACAUCCAAGCUACAUUAGUGUUUGCCAAAAAACAUGAACACUGGACAGAACGUGAGUGGAAAAAUGUACUUUAUUCUGAUGAAACGAAAAUUAAUAUGAUUACUUCUGAUGGAAAAAUGUAUGUGAUACGUCCUCCUAAAAAAGAAAUGGAUCCGAAGUACACGAAGAAAACAGUAAAACAUGGAGGCGGAAACAUUAAAGUUUGGGGUUGUUUUUCUGGUCAUGGUAUAGGACCUAUCAAGAAAAUAGAAGGGAACAUGGAUAAAUUACAGUACAAGAAUAUUUUAGAGGAAGUCAUGCUACCCUAUGCUGAGGAAAGUUUGCCGGUGGUUUGGCCUUUCCAACACGAUCAUGAUCCGAAACAUACAGCAAAAGUUGUCAAAGAAUUCCUAAGGAGCCAGUCAGUAGCUGUGUUAGAUUGGCCACCGUACAGCCCUGACAUCAACCCCAUUGAAAACUUGUGGUUCCGCGUCAAGAAAAUAGUGGCAUCAAAACGUACCACUAGCGUACACCAACUUUAUGCGGCUUUUAAAGAAGCAUGGGAACAAAUUUCAAUUGCAACUUGCAAUAAAUUGAUCGCAUCAAUGCCAAGGCGAUGUCGGGCUGUUAUUGCUGCUAAAGGACACGCGACAAAAUAUUAA
This is a messenger RNA of Parnassius mnemosyne (clouded apollo), 1026 nucleotides long. The record is from the annotation of a GenBank genome assembly. NCBI's taxonomy places the organism in Eukaryota, Metazoa, Arthropoda, Insecta, Lepidoptera, Papilionidae.